AUGGCCUACAAUGCGCAGCAAAAUAAGAGACUUCGUAGCAAGGGUAGCUCGCUAGAAAUGGCACAGUUUAUCGACGCUGGAGCGAACAAGAUCAAGAAGAGAAUAAGAGAUUUGGAGAGGCUACUUUCAAGGAAAAGAGAUUCCUUGCCAGAUACGAUUAUUGUUGAGAAGGAGAGAACAUUGGAAGCACUAAAAUUCGAGCUUGAAAACGCCAAGUUGAAGAGCAAGGUAAAGGACAAUGCAAAGAAAUAUCAUAUGGUCCGCUUUUUUGAGAGAAAGAAGGCUCUAAGGAAAUAUAAGAAAGCUUUAAAAGCAGUUGAGGAGCUUAAGGAAAAUGAGAAAUCCAAAGACGCUCUUUUGCAAAGCAAAAUUGAUCUUUGUUAUGUCGUAAACUUCCCAAAGACCGAAAAAUACAUUGCUCUAUAUCCUACAGGCGAAGAACUAUCAGAUAAAAGUGGUCUAGAAAAGACUGAACUACGGAAAAAAGCAUUCAGGGAUCUAAUCGCUAAGCAGCUGGAAGAAGGAACCUUGCCAGUAUCCUUAGAGGCCAUUUUAAGCGGUAAGAGACUUGACAAAGAAGGGUCCGGUGUAUCACUUGUAGAAUCAAAUGUUGAGAAGAAAGAGCAAUCUCCUGAUGAAAAGCAUGAAGAGGAGGAAGAGGAUGAAUUCUUUGAAUAG
This is a messenger RNA of Torulaspora delbrueckii, 678 nucleotides long. RefSeq names its product Efg1p (gene EFG1). Bases 1 to 678 code for a protein of 225 amino acids. Gene Ontology annotation, cellular component: preribosome, small subunit precursor; nucleolus. The transcript has a single exon. The record is from RefSeq and is a predicted model, not a curated record. Lineage: Eukaryota; Fungi; Ascomycota; Saccharomycetes; Saccharomycetales; Saccharomycetaceae. Gene Ontology annotation, biological process: maturation of SSU-rRNA from tricistronic rRNA transcript (SSU-rRNA, 5.8S rRNA, LSU-rRNA).